Alternaria burnsii is the source of this 1020-nucleotide messenger RNA. Its product is annotated as eukaryotic translation initiation factor 3 subunit i. Gene Ontology annotation, cellular component: cytoplasm; eukaryotic translation initiation factor 3 complex, eIF3m. The coding region runs from base 1 to 1020 and encodes 339 amino acids. Gene Ontology annotation, biological process: cytoplasmic translational initiation. The transcript has 4 exons. NCBI's taxonomy places the organism in Eukaryota, Fungi, Ascomycota, Dothideomycetes, Pleosporales, Pleosporaceae. Gene Ontology annotation, molecular function: translation initiation factor activity; RNA binding; protein binding. The record is from RefSeq and is a predicted model, not a curated record.
AUGAGGCCCAUUCUUCUCUCGGGACACGAGCGUGCGCUCACGCAAGUCAAGUACAAUGCUGAUGGAGACAUCAUUUUCUCCGUAUCGAAGGACCACGUCGUUUGCGCAUGGUACUCACACAACGGCGAGCGGAUAGGCACAUACCACGGACAUCAGGGAGCGCUAUGGACCGUCGACGUGAACCCAUCUUCCGAGCUGCUAGCCACCGGUGGCGCAGACAACACCAUGAGGCUAUGGCAUGUGCAGACCGGCAAGCUUCUCCACACUUGGGAAUUCAACACCAGUAUCAAGCGCUGCGAAUUCUCUCCAGACGGCAGGCAGCUACUCGGUGUCACUGAGAAGCGCUCAGGACAUCUUUCGACCAUCUGCGUCUACCCCAUCAACCCCGACCCAGAAGCGCAACAAUCGGAUGAGCAGCUGCUCAGGAUCGUAUGCGACGAGUCCAAGGCGACGGUUGCUGGUUUCUCGUAUCUCGCGAAAUACAUCAUCAGUGGACACGAGGACGGCUCGAUAACUCAGUGGGAUGGCAAGACUGGAGAGCUGCUCAGCUCUAACUACGAUGUUCAUGAGCCAGACAUGCAGAUCACCGAUAUUCAGUGGGCUCCCGACCGAACAUAUUUCAUAACUGCCAGCAAGGACAAGACCGCAAAGCUUGUUGACGUCGAAGAGCUCAACGUGCUCAAGUCAUACGUUGCCGACACGCCCCUCAACUCCGCGGCGAUCACUCCGGUAAAGGACUAUGUUAUUCUUGGUGGAGGACAAGCAGCUAUGGACGUCACAACCACAUCUGCGCGCCAAGGAAAGUUCGAGGCCCGCUUCUACCACAAGAUCUUCAUGGAGGAAAUUGGUCGUGUGCGUGGUCACUUUGGUCCCCUCAACUAUGUCGCCGUACACCCACAAGGUACCAGCUACUGCAGUGGAGGAGAGGACGGUUACGUGCGCGUGCACCACUUCGACAAGCCAUACUUUGACUUCAUGUACGAGGUCGAGCGGGAGGUCGCGCAGCAGUCGAACUUGUAA